Molecule: messenger RNA, 1890 nt
Organism: Helicoverpa armigera (cotton bollworm)
Lineage: Eukaryota; Metazoa; Arthropoda; Insecta; Lepidoptera; Noctuidae
Exons: 9
Coding region: 1-1890 (629 amino acids)
Source: RefSeq, a predicted model, not a curated record
AUGUCAGCGUUUGAAGGGCCAGGCGCCAGGCCACAAGCCUGUUGUAGGCCAGGCCAGGCCAGGCCAGGCCAGGCCAGGCCAGGCCAGGCCAGGCCUUUUGAAAAAGUUAUCAGGCCAGGCCAGGCCAGGCCGAGGCCAGGCCAGGCCAGGCCAGGCCAGGCCAGGCCAGGCCAGGCAGGCCAGCUUCGAGGCCAGGCCAGUUUGAAGGGGCCAGGCCAGGCCAGGCCAGGCCAGGCCAGUUGUAGGCCAGGCCAGGCAAGGCCAGGCCAGGCCAGGCCAGGCCAGGCCAGGCCAGGCCAGGCCAGGCCAGGCCAGGCCAGGUCAGGCCAGGCCAGGUUUGGUGCGGCCAGGCCAGGCCACGUGCCAGGCCAGUCCACAGGCCAGCCAGGCCAGGCCAGGCCAGGCCAGGCCAGGCCAGGCCAGGCCAGGCCAGGCCAGGCCAGGCCAGGCCAGGCCAGGUUGCCAGGCCAGGCUGUAAAGGCCAGGUUUUGGCCAGGCCAUAGGCCAGGCCAGGCCAGGCCAGGCCAGGCCAGGCCAGGCCAGGCCAGGCCAGGCCAGGCCAGGCCAGGCCAGGCCAGGCCAGGCCAGGCCAUAAAAUUUUUACCAGGCCAGGCCAGGCCAGGCCAGGCCAGGCCAGGCCAGGCCAGGCCAGGCCAGGCCAGGCCAGGCCAGGCCAGGCCAGGCCAGGCCAGGCCAGGAGGCCAGGCCAGGCCAGGCCAGGCUUGUAUGGCCACGGCCAGGCCAGGCCAGGCCAGGCAGGCCAGGCCAGGCCAGGCCAGGCCAGGCCAGGCGGCCAAAGGCGGCCAGGCCAGGCCAGGCCAGGCCAGGCUGUCCAGGCCAGGCCAGGCCAGGCCAGGCCAGGCCAGGUCAGGCCAGGCCAGGGGCCAGGCCAGGCCAGGUCAGGCCAGGCCAGGCCAGGCCAGGCCAGGCCAGGCCAGGCCGUGCCAGGCCAGGCAGGCCAGGCCAGGCCAGGCCAGGCCAGUGGCCAGGCCAGGCCAGGCCAGGCCAGGCCAGGCCAGGCCAGGCCAGGCCAGGCCAGGCCAGGCCAGGCCAGGCCAGGCCAGGCCAGGCCAGGGUGGGGCCAGUCAAGGCCAGGCCAGGCCAGGCCAGGCCAGGCUUCGAGGCCAGCGGCCAGGCCAGGCCAGGCCAGCGUGCCAGGCCAGGCCAGUUGGCCAGGCCAGGCCAGGCCAGGCCAGGCCAGGCCAGGCGGCCAGGCCAGGUAGGCCAGGCCAGGCCAGGCCAGGCCAGGCCAGGCCAGGCCAGGCCAGGCCAGGCCGGCCAGGCGGCCAGGCCAGGCCAGGCCAGGCCAGGCCAGGCCAGGCCAGGCCAGGCCAGGCCAGGCCAGGCCAGGCCAGGCCAGAAAUUUUGAAAGGCCAGGCCAGGCCAGGCCAGGCCAGGCCAGGCCAGGCCAGGCCAGGCCAGGCCAGGCCAGGCCAGGCCAGGCCAGGCCAGGCCAGGCUACCAGGCCAGGCCAGGGCCUUAGGCCAGGCCAGGCCAGGCCAGGCCAGGCCAGGGUAUGGCCACGGCCAGGCCAGGCCAGGCCAGGCCAGGCCAGGCCAGGCCAGGCGUAGAGGCCACGUGCCAGGCCAGGCCAAAGACAGGCCAGGCUCAGGCCAGGCCAGGCCAGGCCAGGCCAGGCCAGGCCAGGCCAGGCCAGGCCAGGCCAGGCCAGGCCAGGCCAGGCCAGGCCAGGCCAGGCCAGGCCAGGCCAGGCCAGGCCAGGCCAGGCCAGGCCAGGCGGCCAGGCCAGGCCAAAAUCGUGCCAGGCCAGGCCAGUCAGGCCAGGCCAGGCCAGGCCAGGUCGAGGCCAGGCCAGGGGUGUCAAAAUCGGGUCACACCGCUUCGAUGUCGCGUUUGAAGGGUUAUCGCGUGCUUACAAGCCUGUUGUAG